This is a messenger RNA of Fomitiporia mediterranea MF3/22, 816 nucleotides long. RefSeq lists its product as uncharacterized. NCBI's taxonomy places the organism in Eukaryota, Fungi, Basidiomycota, Agaricomycetes, Hymenochaetales, Hymenochaetaceae. The transcript is spliced from 8 exons. Gene Ontology annotation, molecular function: RNA binding. Bases 1 to 816 code for a protein of 271 amino acids. The record is from RefSeq and is a predicted model, not a curated record. Gene Ontology annotation, biological process: tRNA modification.
AUGGCCGAUAAUCAAGCACGCUCCUCAAAGAAACGCUUUCGUUCAGAUGGCACGUCAAUCUGGACACGCCCCAAAAUCGAUGGUCCUGGUGUUUGGAUAACUUGUGUCAAAGGCAAGGAGAGACAGGCUAUUGGGGAAACAUAUGACUUAUUUGAGAGGCUUGUGGAAGAACUGUGGCCUCCUGCUGAAGAUCCUAUCGUCAAUGGUGAUGAUGUCAACGAAAGCGACGAAGAAGACCUUGAGAAAGCCAUAUCCAAGGAAGUUCAGAACAUGAAACGACCACGAAAAGAAAAACUGUUCGCUGCUUGUCAAACAAAUACGCCUUGUUUGGUGUUUAUCUCGUGCAAAUCUCCUGUGGACCCUGUAUCUCUUAUAGCACUGCAUAUGAAAAGAGUCGAUGAAACAGGAAUUACACAUACUAGGAGUACACAUCGCUUUACCCCUAUUUCAAGCUCCUGCGACACUAAUCUUCCGGAAAUUAUCUCAUUAUGCAAGCGCGUCGUUCUACCCGUCUUUGAACGAGAAGAAAAGAGGUCCUCUCGAUACAAACUCGAAGUUAGAAUGCGUUACCACAACACCCUUACACGGGACGAAGUCAUCAAAGUGAUCGCACAAUGUAUCCCCGAAGAACACAAGGUCGACCUUGAGAAUCCUGAUUUAUUCAUUUUGGUUGAGAUUUUCAAGGCGAGUCGUUCUCGUCCCUCCCCUGCGACUUUUGGAGUCAGUGUCGUCAAAGAUUACUAUCGAUACAAAAAGUUCAACGUGGUCGAGGUGUCCCAGGCGAAACUUGCAAGAGUCGAUGACACUGAGGGGUAA